UUGCUUUUUAAAUUCCUCAUUCCUACAUUAUUUUUUCGCUUUAAAGCUGUUCAGGUAAGCGAAAAUAAGAUUCGAAAAUGAAAAUAAAACCAAAACUCUUUUUUUUUUCAGAAAAUGAUCAAUAUAUUUGUGGCCAUAUUUAUGAUUUUUCAUUUAUUAUUACAAUGUGGAAAAAAGAAAAAAGAUUCAGAAGUGACUAAUUCGAUGAAAACAAUUAAAGAUACAAAAUCAACAUCUGGUGCAGCUCCACCACAACCGGCUUGA
Molecule: messenger RNA, 264 nt
Organism: Caenorhabditis angaria
Lineage: Eukaryota; Metazoa; Nematoda; Chromadorea; Rhabditida; Rhabditidae
Source: the annotation of a GenBank genome assembly